Messenger RNA from Chanos chanos (milkfish), 1806 nucleotides. RefSeq names its product N-acetylglucosamine-1-phosphodiester alpha-N-acetylglucosaminidase (gene nagpa). NCBI's taxonomy places the organism in Eukaryota, Metazoa, Chordata, Actinopteri, Gonorynchiformes, Chanidae. Gene Ontology annotation, biological process: secretion of lysosomal enzymes. The transcript has 11 exons. The coding region runs from base 24 to 1805 and encodes 593 amino acids. The record is from RefSeq and is a predicted model, not a curated record.
UUUCUGAUUCAAGUGUCUGUCAUAUGGCAAGAUUUUCGCAAAGUAUUCGUUUGAUUUCUCUGCUCCUGAUACGCAUUGGAGUCUGUUUGUCGGGGAGCAAAUACACCCGAAACUCUUUGGAUGAUGACCUCUUAUUACCAUACGCCGUAUCCCACGGCCCCUCCCAUUCACAUCGGCACGUGAGAGACUGCCAGCCCGUUGUCCAUGGCAACGUUACCCAUGAAACCUGGCCUGCCAACGACCACACUGGUUCACCUGUGGCAGAGUCUAAAAUCUUUGUGUCUGACAUGCUACAGGGUGACAGAAAGCACAGAUGGGCUACUGGCCACAUCACUGUGGUUCAUAAUCCACUGAGGACAUUGUCCAUAUUGGAACCUGGUGGCCCUGGAGGAUGUGAUAGGGCCUAUAGAGAACUGGUUGAGAAUACUGCCAAAAUAAAGAAGUGCCUCUUUGCCCAAAAUGCCGGCUAUUUUAACACUCAUUCCGGAGAGUGCCUUGGGAAUGUGAUUAGUGACGGAAAGUUAGUGAAAGACAGCCAUGGAAUACAAAAUGCUCAAUUUGGGAUUAGGAGAGAUGGGACACUAGUUUUUGGAUACCUUUCUGAGGAGGAUGUGUUGGAUCAGGUGAACCCAUUCGUUCAGCUGGUCAGUGGUGUGGUCUGGCUGCUCAGGGCAGGCAAGGUCUACAUUAAUGAGAGCAUGGCGGCUGAGUGUGACAAAACCGAGGAAACAGGAUCGUUCCAGCGGUUUGUUGAUGUGGUUUCUGCCAGGACAGCCAUAGGACAUGAUGCAGAGGGAAACCUCAUCCUGUUUCAUAUCGAUGGGAAGACUGAUCAGAGAGGCAUGAACCUAUGGGAGGUGGCCAAUUUCCUGAAGGACGAAGGCGUGGUCAAUGCGAUUAAUCUGGAUGGGGGCGGGUCUGCCACCUACGUUGUCAACGGAGCUUUGGCCAAUUAUCCCUCCGACGAGUGUGUUCCACGUCAAAUGUGGCGCUGCCCUCGCCCAGUCUCUACCGUUGUGUGUGUCCACGAGCCGGCGUGUGAGCCAGAGGACUGCAGCGGGCAUGGGACCUGCGUGGACGGGCAGUGCGUAUGCCAGGAUGGCUGGAGUGGCACGGCUUGUGAUAGGCUGACGUGCCAGUCCCCUGCCUGCGGUGGACACGGUCUCUGUACCCAGUAUGGAUGUGCAUGUGAUGCUGGAUGGACUGGCAGUAACUGUAGUCAAGUCUGUGCAGCAGGUUUCUAUGGUGAUGGCUGCAAUCAGACGUGUACAUGUGCAAAUGGAGGCUCCUGUGACCCAGUCCAUGGUAGUUGCACUUGCUUACCUGGUUUCCAUGGAAACUUCUGUGAACUAGAGUGUCCUCUGGGCUUCUAUGGGCUGAACUGUCUGCAGCAGUGUGACUGCGAGGAUAUGUGCCCAUGUGAUAGCGUGACAGGAAGCUGCAAUAUCACGUUCUCGGCAGAGAGGAACAACACCCUGCACAGAGCUGGUCACUGCCUGGCCAAGCAGAUGUGGAGAGAAUGGAAGCAGGAGGAGAUUGCCCAGAAACAGAAAUCCUAUCUCAGAGAGCAGACCUGGCUGAUUAUCAGUGCUGUCCUUGCCACACUUCUGUUGGCCAGUGUUUCUGGAAACCUGAUCCAAAAGUACAGCAAAAGUGGAGCGCAUCCCUCCCAUAAAGACUACUCUUACGUUCCGCUGGGGGACAUGACGAGGUCCACGGGCCGUGGAAGAGGGCAAGGAGGAAGGACUCAGCCUGUAAAACCUGUCUUCCAGCAAGACGAAUCCGACUCUCAAGAUUCAUCCUGAC